AAUACGAAUAUUUUUUAUUUUAUUAAGCUGGCAUAAAUUGGCUCAAACUUAUUGUAUCCCUGAUCGUACCAUUUCGCUUGCUAAAUCAACGCAACUAUAUAAACCGGUUCGACAAUUAUUUAGUACGCUGAGUCAGCUGGGGUACGAUGGUAAAUUACGUGGAUCCUUAUGCUCCAUUUUCCUGGAAACCAAACAGAACCGGGUGUCUCAGUUGAGCUCGCUCAGUAAAUUCUCUGUUGGAGUCGCGAAGAGCUCUUUUCCUUCCUCUGCGCCAACGACGAGGUAUGGAUCUGUGAGAAUGUUAAUCCUUUGGUUUUCCGCCAUUUUUUGUUUUCCCCUCUAUCUCUGAUUGGGAACAAAUGCGAAGCUUUUCGAUCGGAUAAGUGGGAAAUUGUGUUAAUUGGAGUGUAGGGGCAAAGGUUGAAAGAUGGCGAGUAGUUCGGUUGACGAGGCCGGAAAUCCGAUCCCGACGUCGGCGGUUCUUAUGUCGGCGUCGAAGCACAUUGGGAAGAGAUGCUAUAGCGAGAAUUUGGAGUUCAUCAAGUGCAAGCAGCAGGAUCCUAACCCUGAGAAAUGCCUCGAUAAAGGGCGGCAAGUCACUCGCUGCGUCUUGGGCCUGCUGAAAGAUCUACACCAGAACUGCACAAAACAAAUGGACGAUUACGUCGGCUGCAUGUACUACAACACAAAUGAGUUUGAUCUGUGCCGCAAGGAGCAACAAGCAUUCGAGAAAGAGUGCCCUCUGUAGUGAUUCUAUCUAGCCAAAAAUCUGGAUGUUCGGUUCCCCCCUGCUUAGUUUAAUAAUCUGUAAAUGGCAAUCCGCCAUGAGCAAAACACCGUGGUUUUGAAUUCGUUUUCUGUUGUCGAUUGUAUUAAUGGAUCUCUUUUGGGUUUGGAUACGUUUUUGCCAUGUAACUCUCUGCACUUGAGAAAUAUUAGUUGCAUUUACCUCCUUCAGGGAUUUUGCUCUUAUACAUCUAUGAGAACAUGCACAUAGCGCCUAACGCUUGCCAGAACAUGCUCGUAUGCUCCAUAGCAGUCGGAUGGAGCGAAUGGCAUUGUAAUGCGA
Linum trigynum is the source of this 1069-nucleotide messenger RNA. Lineage: Eukaryota; Viridiplantae; Streptophyta; Magnoliopsida; Malpighiales; Linaceae. The record is from the annotation of a GenBank genome assembly.